AUCUCAAGAAUGAACUUUAUCGGCAAAUUAUGCAGAUUGUCAAAUAAUUGUGCCCGGAAAAUCAGAAUUACGUCCACAUCUAUUACGAACAUCUCGAUAACUACCCGAUAACUAAUAAUUAUUAUAUCGUUUAUUUGAUUAAAGUUUGUUGCAUUAUUUUCAAUCUGUGUUAUUUUCUGAAUUCCUAUUUAGCCGGCGAUUACAUGUGUUGUUAUUUAUUAUACUUACUUUAUUAAUUAAAUGACGAAAUAGAAAAACACGUUCUUGAUACAUGAAUACAUAUUACAUAAAUAAUAAUACUUUAAUAACCUUAGCGUUUCAAAAUGUUAAAAUUAAUUAAAUGUUUAGGUAGGAAAAAUUAUAUAAGAUUAAACAGAGAGUUUCCUAACAACUUUAUCAAUAAACGUUCAGUUUUCCAAACAAAGAAUGAUGGUAUAAAUGUACCGAAAACGCUAAAAGAUGUCUCACCACAAACUCUUACAAAUAUGCAAAAAAAAGUGGGAAUAUGGCUCCUUGGAUGCAGCGGAAUGGUGUUCGGAGCUGUUGCGUUAGGUGGAGUAACGAGACUUACCGAAUCUGGAUUAUCUAUGGUAACAUGGAAGUUUAUGGGAGAAAAAAUGCCGAGAACACAAGUGGAGUGGCAAAUGGAAUUUGAAAGAUAUAAACAAUUUCCAGAAUAUAAGUUAAAAAAUAAAGAUAUGAGUUUAAGUGAAUUUAAAUUCAUUUUCGCAAUGGAAUAUAUACAUAGAAUGUGGGGUCGAGCAAUUGGUAUAUUUUUCACGCUACCUGCCGGUUAUUUUUGGUAUAAAGGAUAUUUUUCUAAACAAAUGAAAGUGAAAGUAUUAUUAUUCGGAACACUAAUAGGCUUACAAGGCUUGAUGGGUUGGUAUAUGGUAAAAUCUGGCUUAGAAAACAGAUUUCAAGAUGUCAAUGAUGUUCCAAGAGUGUCUCAAUAUCGAUUAGCAUCACAUCUAGCGCUAGCAUUUAUUCUUUAUGCAUCAUUUUUAUCAACUUCUUUAUCGCAUUUAUUACCAAAAGAAAAACUUCUGUCGACAAUUCAAACUAUGUCAUUAAAAAGAAGUGCCCAUAUUGCAUGUGGUUUAGUCUUUUUAACCGCUAUAUCAGGUGCUUUCGUGGCUGGACUAGAUGCUGGCUUAGUAUACAACUCUUUUCCAAAAAUGGGUGAUGAUUGGGUUCCUAAAGAUAUAUUAGCAUUAAAGCCAAUAGUAAAGAACUUUACAGAAAACCCAACAACAGUUCAAUUUAAUCACCGUAUUUUGGGAAUAACAACAUUUGGUUUAAUUUCUUAUCUAUGGCUUGUUGCUAGAACAAAGAAACUGCCAAAACGUACUAAAUUGGCAAUAAAUACAAUAAGUGCAAUGGCUUGCAUUCAAGUUAGCUUAGGAAUAACCACACUUUUAACAUACGUUCCAGUUACUUGGGCAGCAGCUCAUCAAUCAGGAUCUUUGUUAUUGCUAUCUUUUGCCGUGUGGCUCAUGAAAGAACUUAAAUAUUUGAAAUAUGUACCUAAAUAGUGUAUAAAUAAUUACUUUUAUAUUAUUUUAAUAAAAAAUAAGAAAAAAUAAAAAGUAUAACUAAA
Molecule: messenger RNA, 1600 nt
Organism: Teleopsis dalmanni
Lineage: Eukaryota; Metazoa; Arthropoda; Insecta; Diptera; Diopsidae
Product: cytochrome c oxidase assembly protein COX15 homolog
Exons: 4
Coding region: 324-1535 (403 amino acids)
Biological process (GO): heme A biosynthetic process
Cellular component (GO): mitochondrial inner membrane
Molecular function (GO): oxidoreductase activity, acting on NAD(P)H, heme protein as acceptor
Source: RefSeq, a predicted model, not a curated record